Molecule: messenger RNA, 945 nt
Organism: Prunus mume (Japanese apricot)
Lineage: Eukaryota; Viridiplantae; Streptophyta; Magnoliopsida; Rosales; Rosaceae
Source: RefSeq, a predicted model, not a curated record
AUGGUAGUUACCAUGAAUGACCCAGAGGAAAAGGCAGCAUUGCAGCACCACUUGGCAAGUGAGUCUGAAAUGAAAGAUCUUGGUGCUCUGAAGUAUUUCCUAGGCAUCGAAGUGGCUCGUUCAGAACAAGGAAUAUUUCUAUCACAACAGAAAUAUAUCCUUGACAUUUUGACUGACACUGGAAUGUCAGCCAGCAAACCAGCAGAUAUGCCAAUGGAGUUGAAUCAUCAGCUUGGUGAAUAUCCUGAUCAGGUACCCACUAACAAAGAAAGAUAUCAACGCCUUGUGGGUAAGUUAAUCUAUCUAGGACACACUAUACCUGAUAUAGCAUAUGCCGUAAGUGUGGUGAGUCAGUUUAUGCAUGCACCAAGUGAAGCCCACGUGGAUGCGGUAAACCGAAUUAUGAGAUACUUGAAGUCAUCUCUUGGAAUAAGAUUGAUGUUCACACGACAUGGUCAUCUAGAUGUUGAGGGUCACACUGAUGCAGACUGGGCGGGCUUUGUUACUGACAGGCGAUCAACAUCUGGAUACUUUACCUUUGUGGGAGGCAAUCUAGUAUCUUGGCGAAGUAAAAAACAGAAAGUAGUGUCAAGAUCAAGUGCUGAAGCAGAAUAUCGAGGUAUGGCGCACAGAAUAUGUGAGCUACUCUGGAUAAGGAAUUUGUUGGGGGAAUUGGGGUUCAAACCCAAACAUGCCACGCAACUGAAUUGUGACAACAAAGCUGCAAUAUACAUUGCACAUAAUCCAGUGCAACAUGAUACAACCAAGCAUGUUGAAGUUGAUAGACAUUUCAUCAAGGAGAAGCUCGAGGCGAAGAUCAUUAAGGUAUCAUUUGUUAAAUCCAAAGACCAACUUGCAGAUGUCCUCACCAAAGCAGUCAUAUGCAGGGUAUUUCACAGCUCACUUAGCAAGUUGGGCAUUGACGACAUAUAUGCUCCAACUUGA